Messenger RNA from Pocillopora verrucosa, 1005 nucleotides. The record is from RefSeq and is a predicted model, not a curated record. NCBI's taxonomy places the organism in Eukaryota, Metazoa, Cnidaria, Anthozoa, Scleractinia, Pocilloporidae.
AUGCCAAUGAACCUUAAAGCAAAAGACAUGAUAGCUUCCAUGAACAUCGCCAAACAAGUUGCCCUUUUCCUGCUCAACUCAGAUCGUAUUCAGAAAGCCAUUGAGAUAUUCAACGAAUGUUUGAUUUUGCUAAACAACACUAAUCAAAACAGCAAAGACCAAAUAGAAAAGACCUAUUCCGUUCUUUUCAGCGCUUAUCGACGUAGCUCUGACUACCUCAAUGCGGAAAGAUACGGAAGGAAACUGCUUGUCUUAUACAGCGAGUCUAGUGACUUAGUAAAAGAGGGAGAUGUAAGCAUGGUUCUUGCAGAGAUUUUUGAGAGUCAAAACAGGUUUACAGAUGCCAAAGAACUUUACGAAAAAGCAGUUAAUAUAAGGAGGAAAACUGGUGAAAAAAUUGGAGAAGCAAGUACCUGCGCAAGAUUCGGAACUAUGUAUCAUAAACUUGGUGAAAACCUAAAAGCGAAGGAGUAUGUUGAGAGAGCCCUUGCCAUAAGAAAAGAAAUUAACGACAGAAGAGGAGAGGCAUCAUGUUAUGAGGACCUAGGUAAUGUGUUUCGGUCUCUCAGGCAAUACGAGAAAGCUAAAGAGUUUCUCGAAAAAGCGCUUGACGUCAAAUCAAAAAUUGGCGACAGAAGAGAAGAAGCAUCAUGUUAUGAAAGCCUAGGUGAUGUGUUUCUGUCUCUUGGGCAAUACGGUCAGGCUAAACAGUAUCUCCAGAAAGCGCUUGUCAUGAUAUCAGAAAUUGGCGACCAAAGAAGAGAAGCAUCAUGCUAUAAAAACCUAGAUUCGCCUUUGAGUAAAUUUUUGGCUGAUGAUUUCCGGAGUCUUGGUACUUUGCCCAUUGGAGAUUGUGAAGAUGACUCAGCAGGAUUGCGAUCUUUAGAGGGGGACGAGGACGAGGACGAGGACAAGUACGAGGACAAGAAAAAGGACCCCGACAGAGUAAAUAGUGAGGAUUGCUCCAAGGAAACAGAGCAAAAGACUUUUAGAUGCAUAAAUUGA